AUGGCACAGGCACAAGUUUCUCUUAAUUGCUAUGAAUCCUUAACUACAGAAACUAGCCCUUCCAGUCUUGAUGGAGAGCAAAAGAAUCCCAAGAACAAUAUCGCAAGCCAAAAUAGGAACAUCGUUGAAGUGGUUAAUAGUAUCAUCCCAGAAACUCUCAAGAAAUCCUAUGGAAUUCCGACGAAAGCAGCCACCAUCAUGGUAAUGGCAUUGGCAAUGGCUGAAUUAAUGAUGAGCUUUAUGCGUGGCUGUGACUCUGCAUUAGCCUUGUCUGGUGGCCGCAUGGGCGGACGUUCAAGUAGUAAUUGUUCGAGCUAUAGUAUCAGUAGUCGUUAUUCGAGCUACAGUAGUGGUGGUUCAAGCUUCACAAAGACCUAUUAUGUAUCCAAGCUUCAGGUAGCAGUAUAUGACGCAGAAAGGACUUUCCGAAUGGACCUUAAUCGAAUUGCUGAAAAGGCUGAUACAUCUAAAGCUUCUGGUUUGCAUCGUAUGCUUUCAGAUACUACAAGGCUAUUGCUUAAGCAUUUCGAUUCUUGCAUAUCUGGCUACGUUUCUGUGCAUCAGCAGGAGAAAUGCGAUCCUGCUAUGGAAUUCUUUGAUAAACUUUCCUUGGAAGAACGGGAAAAGUUCGAUGAAGAGACACUUGUUAAUGUAGACAACAAGAGAAAGGAAAAAGUAUCAAGCAUAAAAGAUAAUGAAUUAAGCAGAGGCCAUACAGUGGUAACAAUCUUGGUUGCUACUUAUGGAAGUUCUAAUAAAUUGCCCACUAUCAAUGGCCCUGUAGACUUAUAG
This is a messenger RNA of Ricinus communis (castor bean), 792 nucleotides long. RefSeq lists its product as uncharacterized. NCBI's taxonomy places the organism in Eukaryota, Viridiplantae, Streptophyta, Magnoliopsida, Malpighiales, Euphorbiaceae. The transcript has 7 exons. Gene Ontology annotation, cellular component: chloroplast. The record is from RefSeq and is a predicted model, not a curated record. The coding region runs from base 1 to 792 and encodes 263 amino acids.